AAUAACUUGUGUAGACCUCAAUCAAACUUAUCAUCGAUUUCAUCAUUUGUAAUGCCCUCUCCAUCUACAAACCCUAUUUUGCGAUAUCAUCUUCUCACCACGCAUUGGUUCACGCUAACCACAAGCAUCCAACCCCAAAUCCCCGACUAUCUAUCACUUUGCACUUCCUUCUCCCUCCCAAACCGUCGUCUCCACCAUAAAAGUUCCCUUUCGAUCUUUACACCUACGAUCCCAUCAACAUCUAUCACUCAUCCUCCCGUAAAAACACAAAAUCCGAUCCUACCCAACCCCUCCCAAGGAAAAUAAAAAAUACAAAAACUUACCGACGAAAAAGCCGUUCCACGGGUCUACACACAAUAUUUUCCCCAACCUUCCCAUCCCUAUCCUUUUGCAUAUCGCAAUUGUAUUGCCAUAGUUCAAGUAAUUCACAGUUUUUGAGAUUCCCGUCGAAACCUUUUCGGUGUUGAGACUUGGACGUUAGGGUUGAUUCGAAGGGAAGGGCACUGGGUGGGAAGGGGAGGAGGGGUGGUGUCAUUUGUUCUUUGUUUGUUUGCUUGUUUGGGGAGGAGUGAGGAUUCCGAUUUGAGGGCGUGAGAAUUGAGAAAGAAGAGGAAAGAGAGAGAUCACAAUGGAUAUCAAAUCUAGCGAGGAGAUAUUCGGCGGCCGAUUAUUACGAGAAGUGGAUGAGAGCGAAGAGAGUUUGGAAUCGCUUCUCACAACUCUAACCCAUACUUUGAAUCCCCGUCCGUCGAGAACUCAGGUUGAUUCUCUAGAUGAAUUGUGGGCUGAUAAGUAUCAAAACCAGUCGAGAUUAUCGGUUUCGGGGAGACAGUUACCGUUGUUGAUUCAUAUAUUAAGUGGACUUUUGAGAGAUAGAGAUGGGAAGGUAGGAAAGUGUGUUGUGUUAAUUGAUUUGCAUGCGAGAUUUUCUCCUUCGUUUUUGGCGUUUCGAGAGGAUGAUGAUGAGGGACAGGAGAAUAAAUUGAAGAGGUCAGAUCUCAAACAUCUUCAUAUCUUUCGACCUUCGGUCCAGAAUCUGGAAAGUACGUUGAAGGGCGUGGAAGAGUAUAUGUUGUGUGGGGAGCAUGAUAGUUAUGGGAGGGAGUUUGGGGGGACGAUAGUUUUUGGGGUUGAGGGGAGGGAGGGGGUGGAUAUGGGGAGUUUGAGGGGGAUGGGGAGGCCGGAGGUGGUGAUGGGGUGGAGAGGGUGGAUGAGGGUGGAGAGGGAAGAGGUUGGGGCGUUUGGGAUGGGGGGGUAG
Botrytis porri is the source of this 1258-nucleotide messenger RNA. RefSeq lists its product as uncharacterized. NCBI's taxonomy places the organism in Eukaryota, Fungi, Ascomycota, Leotiomycetes, Helotiales, Sclerotiniaceae. The transcript is spliced from 2 exons. The coding region runs from base 629 to 1258 and encodes 209 amino acids. The record is from RefSeq and is a predicted model, not a curated record.